GUUAACUUCAGAGAAUGCAUUCCCUUCUAUCAAUAUAGAUAAUCAUUUAUUUGUUACAUUUUUAUUUUCUAAUGUUAACCAAAAGUAAYAGGGACGAUUCGGAAUGAAUGGAACAUUCCAGAUAAAUAGUUGGUUCUUUCCAGCUCAGCUCCGCUCUGACUGUGGGAUGUGCUGAUAGCUUUGUGUACAGCUAUUUUUCUACACAUUUUACAUUUCUUCUAAGGUAGAGGGGGGGCCACCAGACGGCAUCAUGUCGAGUAAAAGGGCCAAGGGGAAGAACACCAAGAAGCGUCCCCAGCGGGCCACCUCCAAUGUGUUUGCCAUGUUUGAUCAGUCUCAGAUCCAGGAGUUCAAAGAGGCUUUCAACAUGAUCGACCAAAACAGAGACGGAUUUAUCGACAAAGAAGAUCUCCACGACAUGCUCGCCUCAUUAGGUAAAAAUCCUACUGAUGAGUACCUGGAGGCCAUGAUGAAUGAAGCCCCCGGCCCAAUUAACUUCACCAUGUUUCURACCAUGUUUGGAGAAAAGCUGAACGGCACUGACCCAGAGGACGUGAUCCGCAACGCGUUCGCCUGCUUCGAUGAAGAGGGCACAGGUGUGAUCCAGGAGGAGUUCCUGCGGGAGCUGCUCACCACCAUGGGCGACAGGUUCACCGACGAAGAAGUGGACGAGCUCUUCCGCGAGGCGCCGAUUGACAAGAAGGGCAACUUCAACUAUGUAGCUUUCACACGCAUUUUAAAACAUGGCGCCAAGGACAAGGACGAUUAGUGGCGGGGGAUGUGCCCUGUUGAGGUUCAUGCUGUACUCCAUUUGCAUUUUGAAACGGGUUAAUAUUUUAUUUAGAUCAGCUAUAUCCUUAGUUUGGCUCAUGAAAAAUCCUCUCUGUGGUAUAUAGCCUGUUGAGGGUCAUGUGUUUAAGCUGCUUCUUGGACCUCUGGGUCCCSUUCUAAUCUUUAUUUCAGAGCUCAUUUUGCACAUCUUUGACCACAUUUCAGGGUCCAAUUAUGUAGGAAAGGACCCUCGCGGAGAAARCUGGAAACAAACUGACACGAGGUGUUUACUUAAGACUAAGUAACUUGUGUUUUUGUAGGAAUGUUUUGACAUUAAAUUGUGUUCUGAGACCAGUGA
Poecilia reticulata (guppy) is the source of this 1129-nucleotide messenger RNA. RefSeq names its product myosin, light chain 12, genome duplicate 2 (gene myl12.2). Gene Ontology annotation, molecular function: calcium ion binding. The record is from RefSeq and is a predicted model, not a curated record. Lineage: Eukaryota; Metazoa; Chordata; Actinopteri; Cyprinodontiformes; Poeciliidae.